ACUUCUUCGGGACGGAACCUGACAACGCGAAGACAUCUGUUAAAACAUCACAGCCAAUGUUUGAAGCGCAUCCUCGCAGAGCGCAACCCAGCUGAGUCGAUAACUUUUAACAAGAGAGAAAACCCAUCAUGAGGGUUCUCCGCGCCAUCUUGCUUGGAUGUGCGCUUCUCGUUCCAGCUACCAGUUCAGAUGACAGCAGUGAGAAGCAGACAAAAAUGGAGCACAACCUUCUCCAGAUACUGGCAGAUGGUGACAUGGAGAAGCAACACGAACUUUCCGAGAGGGUGGAGGACAUCAUUUAUGAACUCAAGAACCUAGCAGCAGACAACGAUGAAGAACAAGAAGACAUGAACAUGUCGGAGAAGAGUCUUCCACUGGAUGAUAACAGUAGGGAGGAGCAGUCAGAAGUUGACAUGUUGGAGGACAACCUUCCCAGGGAACUAGAAGAUGACAGCAGCGAGGAACAGGAAGAAAUGGAUAUGCUUGAGGAGAACACUCCCCAGAUGUUGCCAGAUGACAUGUACAAGAGCGGGGAGCAGGAAAAAUUCUUAGAGUAUCCGGAUCUGUUGGAGGACAACCUUCCCCAGAUGUCGGCAGAAGAAGAUGCUCUUGACCUUGGGGUAGUGGAUGAUGCUCAGACUCCUGCUGUCGCAGAAGACAAAAACGAUAUUGACCUUCGCGGGGUAGCUGUCGAUGGACUAAUGAAAAAUGAAGGAUGUGAAGGCCAUAUGGCAGAAGAACAGUGGGGUUCAUCGAAUAAUACCAACUGCAUCUGUGGAGGAUCAGACCGCCUCUGCUAUCGUGUUGACUGUCUUCCUGGUUCUGAGAUCGAAAGUGACUCAAAUGGUCUCUGGAAAUGUAAAGUUGACUUGAACAAAAGAUACAUAGCAGACAGCAGCGAUGAGCAGGCAGAAGUUGAUAUGCUACAGAACAACAUUCAACGGAUGUUGACAGGAGAAAAAGCUGCUCUUGACCUUAAGGCAUUAGAUGACAGCAACGAAAAUCAAGCAGAGGGGGGCAUCCUGGAGAAUAGCCUUAAACAGAUAUCGGCAGAAUCAAUUCCAGUGCUGCAUGAUGGAGAAAAGCGGUUUGAAAUAACUUCUGCAAUUGCUGCUAGCGCUACUGGUUUUGAAAAAGCAUUCGACGCAAUUACGGAGAUUUUUGGCACAGUUGGGUUCAUUAUGGACCACAUGGAGUCUGCACAAACGGCACAGCUUAAUGAAAUACAAGAUCAGACCCGGGAGCUGAACAGGAAGGUGGGAGAAUUAACACGAAGCGUCAGCGACCUACAGCUUGGGCAGCAGUACCUUCGCCAACAGAUCCUGUACGUCGUAGACGAACACCGACUGAGUAACAUGCUGGACACACUUGCUAGCAUGCAAACAAGAUAUGGAAAGUAUGUGGGCAGCAACAUUCAAGUGUGGGCAGACAGCGUCCUGAGUCCCGCUUCAGACAGAAUCAGACAAGUAUUGUUCGAUCUUUUGAACAUGGUAAAACCACAGUCGGAAGUCUUUGGCGGAAGAAGUCUCUUUGAAAUAUAUCGUCUACAACUUGAAGGAAACCCGAAAAGGUAUACUGUAAAGAUGCCUCAGUUAGUCGCACAGGUCUAUGGGCUCAUUGGAGGUGGAUAUACUGUGUGGACUGCAGCCUUGAGAAUAAAGGGGCGUACAAAUGACAUUCCAGCUAAGGUACGAGAGGGGCAAGAAAAGCUGAAAGACGUAGAACAAAGCCUACAAAAUUACGUGACUUAUGGUGACUCCCAGAAGAUAACUUUUCCUACUUCACGCAGUACCAGUAACUAUGCCAGAAUGUGGUCAGAAUUUCCACGUGACCUGAGUAGUUUCACUCUAUGUCUGCACAUGCGCAGCCCAGGGAACUCCAACAAAUAUAUGGGACUGGUCAGCUACGCUGUAGGUGGUCACGACAACGAGAUACUCGUACUUAAGGACAAUGCAAAUCGUUUACGUAUAUGGGUAGAUGGCAAAAUGGUUCGCACAUCUCCCUUGCCUGUGUGGAAUGGUGCCUGGCAUAUGUUAUGUACCACCUGGAGCAGCUCCAAUGGAGCUUGGCAGGUCUAUGUUGACGGUAAGCGUAUGAAUUCAGGCUCGGGACUCAGAAAAGGAGGCAGGGUGAACCCUGGCGGCACAUGGAUCCUCGGGCAGGACCAGGAUACAGUCGGAGGAGGAUUCGACGCGUCUCAAGCGUUCAUCGGAGAUCUGUCGCAGGUGAACCUCUGGAACCGCGUGCUGUCAUCAGCUGAAAUCAGGAAACAAUGGCCAAAGCCCUGUGAACACAAUGGCAACGUGAUUGACUGGACAACAACUCUCAUUGUCAUGGGCGGGCAAGUCGCCCGUGGUGCUCAUUCUUACUGUCAACGUGACUUGCAGAAGAUGACCUUCCCUACUUCGCGAAGUACCAGCAACUACGUCAAGCUGUGGUCGACUUUGCCACGUGCCUUGAGUAAUUUCACUCUAUGUCUGCACAUGCGAAGCCCAAGGAACUCCCACACAAAAAUGGGACUGGUCAGCUACGCUGUGGGAAGCCAUGACAACGAGAUACGCUUAUAUAAAGACGAUGCAAAUCGUUUACAGAUAUGGGUAGAUGACAAAAUGGCUAAGACAUCUCCCUUGCCUGUGUUGGGUGGUACGUGGCAUGUGUUAUGUACCACCUGGCGCAGCUCCAACGGAGCUUGGCAGUUCUACUUUGACGGCGUGCUUAGGAACUCAGGCUCGGGGCUCAGCAGAGGAGGCAGGGUGAGCACUGGCGGUACAUGGAUCCUCGGGCAGGACCAAGACACAGUUGGAGGAGGGUUCGACGUCUCUCAAGCAUUCAUCGGAGAUCUGUCGCAGGUGAACCUCUGGAACCGCGUGCUGUCAUCAGCUGAAAUGAAUGACCAGGCAGCGUCAUGUGAACGCCAUGGCAACGUGAUUGACUGGGCAGACACUUUCUUCGACAAGCGGGGAAAAGUUAUCUCUAGUGCUUAUUCUCCAUGCAAACAAUGAGCCCAGUGGGUUGACGACUACACCAUUUCCUGACAGCGCGGUUAAUUGUCCUCAAGAUACAGUGCUGCAGCUUCUUCUAUGUAUUGUCUAUUAGGACAGUAUUAUUCCGCAUAGCCUUUGCAAACUAUCAUCUUCAUGUACAAUGUUUACUGCACUUGGGUAGUUUUUGCUUCAUAUGAACGAAUUAAUGUCUGCUACUUUGAUCAAGUUAAAAGUUAACAUUCGAUUUACUGACUGAACUGUACUUUGGUCAUCAUAAAAAUGUGUUUCCAAGGUGAUACAUUUCAUAGUCCUUUGAUUUCCUUGUGUGCGUGUUCAGCCUUUUACUAACUCUGCAAAGGUCGGUCAUUCUAAAGUCAGUGAGUCAACGUAACUUUUUAAUACCUUUAGAAGCUUUCCAUCAUGUUUCCUAUAAAUUCUAUUUUCCAUGCUAUUGCCAAAUUUAGUUGCACAUGUAAUCCAAGACUUUACUUUUGGAAGGUAUUGGGAUAGAAAUUGCGAUUUUGUUCUGGAGCUAGAUGAUUUUCACAACAACAUACAUAGCUUUAUGACUUCUUAUUACUUUUUUUAGAUGUAGGCACAAAAUGUCCCUCUAAUGACAGAUAUCAUAUCAAGCUUACUCGGUAAAAAAGUUGGUCACAUCCAGGUUAUGAUUUUUAAAAUAAGCAAGUAUUGGAAUGGUGAUUCUGUCAUAGAGGUAGACGCUGUGCCAUUAGAAUAUAUAUAGCUGGAAUAAAUAUUAAUGUUUUAGGUACAGACACACAAUGUCCUUCGUAUGACAUAAUCGUACCAGGUUUACUUGGUCUUAAUUUGAUAACAUCCAGAUUGUGAGUUUUCCUUAAUGUUAGGAAGAUUGCAUAUAUUGAAAUGGCGAUUCUGUCAUAGAGGUAGACGCUGUGCUAUAGACU
Messenger RNA from Branchiostoma floridae (Florida lancelet), 3910 nucleotides. RefSeq lists its product as uncharacterized. Bases 129 to 3002 code for a protein of 957 amino acids. The transcript has 21 exons. The record is from RefSeq and is a predicted model, not a curated record. NCBI's taxonomy places the organism in Eukaryota, Metazoa, Chordata, Leptocardii, Amphioxiformes, Branchiostomatidae.